UUCGAAGCGUAGAAUGACGUAAAUAGUCCUAUUCCAGCUGAAUCGAUCGAACGAACGAGUCUGCGUGUUAACAGAGGCGCCAUACGACGUCCUCAUACGCUUCUUCGUCACUGACGAAUUUGUCAUCGUAGUAUUGCCGGUCGUGACGCUCUUGGAAAUUUUUCUUUGAAAUAAGAGAAAUUUCUUCAAGAAAAAUUUUCAUAGAUUUCUAACAUGCCGUCAGUGCGGCGGAUGAUCCUGGGGCACGUCAUGUCCGGACUAUAUACGAAACUUAAUCGUACGAAAAAAUUGCGGGGUGAUUUAUUAGAAACACCGAUGAAAAGAUGUCUCUCUACUUUCGACAUUACUUUGCUUGGUGUCGGGCAUAUGGUCGGUGCUGGAAUCUAUGUUCUAACAGGAACGGUGGCUCAUGAUUUAGCUGGACCAGGUGUAGUUCUCAGCUUUCUUCUAGCCGGUAUAGCUUCAUUGUUAGCUGCUCUGUGUUAUGCCGAGUUUGGUGCGAGGGUACCUAAAGCUGGCAGUGCUUACGUUUAUACUUAUGUUUCUAUCGGUGAAUUUUGGGCCUUCGUUAUCGGUUGGAACAUAAUACUGGAGCAUAUGAUUGGUGCUGCAUCCGUGGCAAGAGCUUGGAGUGGUUACGUCGAUUCCUUGGCAGGAGGAGCGAUUAGUAAUUAUACUCAUCGUUUAAUGGGUGGUUAUACAAUGGGAGAACCACUUGGUACCAUGCCGGAUUUCUUGGCAUGCGGUUUAUGUCUUGUUUAUGCAAUGCUCCUAACAUUGGGAGUGAAAUGUUCAGCAGCCGUUAAUUCUCUCUUGACUUUGGUUAAUUUAGCUGUCAUGAUACUGACGAUCGUUUUGGGAAUUUAUUACGCAGAUAUCUCGAAUUGGAGCAACGAAAACGGUGGAAUUUUUCCAUAUGGUUUCAGUGGCGUACUUGCUGGCGCAGCAACGUGCUUUUACGCUUUCGUUGGCUUCGACUCGAUUGCAACAUCCGGAGAAGAGGCACUUGAUCCAGGACGAAGUAUUCCGUUAGCAACGAUUCUUUCAAUGGCUAUUGUCACUAUUGGAUAUGUGAUGGUUGGUGGUGUUCUUACAUUGAUUGUACCUUACUGGAACAUCAACCCUACUGCAGCACUUCCUGAAGCUUUCGCAUCGAGAGGUAUACCAUGGGCUAAAUAUGUGAUUAGUAUCGGUGCACUUUGCGGAAUGACAACUACUCUCUUCGGUUCGCUCUUUUCCUUACCAAGAACGAUGUAUGCCAUGGCAAAUGAUGGUCUUCUUUUUGGUUUUCUCGGUUAUAUAAGCAAUCGUACUCAAGUACCAGUUCUCAAUUUGAUGAUUAGUGGAAUUUUUAGUGCGUUGAUUGCUCUUCUUUUCGAUUUACAACAUUUGGUUGAGUUCAUGUCUAUUGGUACUUUCCUGGCGUAUACCAUCGUGUCGGCUAGUGUCAUAGUACUCAGAUAUCGUCCUGAAAAAAAUACACCUGCUGCUUCUACUGCCGGUACACCGAGCAGUCUAGCUUCACCACCUACAGAGGGUGCAGAUUUUAAUAGUGAUUGCAACAGCAUUGCAUCGGCUGAUGCCGAGCUUCUGGAUUCUAGCGAAGGUGUUGGAAAAUUAAAACCACGAUACAGUUGGUUAGCCAAUUUCUUAGGCAAUUGUGAGCCUGGAACAGCCGUGGCUAUUACUGUAACAAUUUAUACAACAGCCAGUGCUUCACUUUGUCCGCUUCUGAUACUAUUGUUCCAAUCAUCUUUUGAAUCUGCAUGGAACGAUUACUUUGUCUUGGUGAACGUGAUCAUUCUUAUAAUCGGUACUUUGUUAGUGAUUGGUGCACAUCGACAAAAUCCACCAAGCGGUAAAUUUCAAGUACCGAUGGUACCUUUGAUUCCAGCUUUAAGUAUUCUUUUCAAUGUUGGUUUGAUGUUUCAUUUGUCUUUAUUAACUUGGUUACGAUUUUUCGUCUGGAUGAUAGUAGGAAUGCUCAUUUACUUUUUGUAUGGUAUUCACUAUAGUAAGGAAGCAGUUAGUCCAAAUUCAUAUUCAGUUUUAAUGGCUAGUUCGGAAGCAGUAAGAGGUGCUAAAUGGGGUGCAAUGUUACGCGUUAAUCAAAAAGUUGACAAAGUACCUAUUCUUGACGAGAACGAACAUUAAAACUAGUAUUACAAGCAAAAGGUUUAAAAAGUAGACAGUAAGUAUAAGUGUAGUAACAAUGUGGAAAAGAAAAA
Vespa mandarinia (Asian giant hornet) is the source of this 2228-nucleotide messenger RNA. RefSeq names its product cationic amino acid transporter 4. The record is from RefSeq and is a predicted model, not a curated record. Gene Ontology annotation, cellular component: plasma membrane. Gene Ontology annotation, molecular function: amino acid transmembrane transporter activity. Lineage: Eukaryota; Metazoa; Arthropoda; Insecta; Hymenoptera; Vespidae. Gene Ontology annotation, biological process: amino acid transport; transmembrane transport.